GUGACACUAAAAGUUAUUGUUCUUUUAAUUGUGAUUGUUUAUUUUAAUGAUAUUAUUCUAUUGGGGGUUCAAAUGGGAUAAAUUAUUAAUAUUUUAUACACACCAUGCCUCCUAUCGUUCGAAUUCUGAUAUUGCUGUGUCUCGCUGCCACUAUCAUGAACAUAUUUCAUGGUUUUGUCAAUAACUUAUAUGCUGCUACUUCCUAUAAGGCUUAUGAUAACGAGUUUACCCUGGCAGUUUUUCCGGAAACAUAUGAAUCAACUGAAUAUUUAAAAAACACCGCUUGGACUCUCAUUACAGGCAGCACUAUUACUUCUAGCGGGGAAAGUGCCACCGCAACGUCUAGCGCGUAUUUACAGAAUGCUUCCGAUAUAGAUCCUUCAGAUGAAGAUUCUAUAUAUUAUUAUUCAGCGUAUUCAGACAUAGACCUAGAUGUGGUGGCGAAAAGAUAUCCCGAGGUGCGUAAGGGCGGUUGGUACAUCCCGUCCAAUGUUACCAAGUGGCACAAAGUUGCUAUCAUAGUGCCAUACAGGGAUCGCCAAAAGCAUAUGGGCAUAUUCAUAAAGUACAUGCAUUCGUUUCUUAUGAAGCAACAAAUAGAAUAUGGAAUUUUUAUUAUUGAACAAGCAGGAACGCGUUCGUUCAACCGCGGCCACCUCAUGAACGUAGGAUUCUUAGAGAGCCAAAAGAUGGGCAGCUGGGAGUGCUUCGUCUUCCACGAUGUGGACUUGCUGCCGGUCGACGCGCGGAACCUGUACCAGUGCAGCAAGCAGCCUCGACACUUGGCUGCUGCCGUGGAUACGUUAAAUUUCGACCUACCGUAUCGUGAGUCAUUUGGCGGUGUGACAGCUAUAACGUUGGAGCAAUUCAAGAAAGUCAACGGCUUCUCCAACCGAUACUGGGGCUGGGGCGGCGAAGACGACGAUAUGUUCCACAGGUUAUGGAUGAUGGGUUACCGUAUCACACGUUACAAUAUGUCCGUAGCUCGGUAUAUUAUGCUCGGCCACUCGAAAGCACUGUAUAACCCAAAAAGAAUGCAAAUCUUGUCAGGAGUGAAAAGAAAAAUGAAGAAAGACGGAUUAUCGUCAGUAGAUUACGUGGUUAUUAAGAAAAACCUUCACCAGCUGUACACGCACAUCAUUGCGGACCUCAAUGAGAAUUUGGACAGUCUUGAACUACCAUAUCUCGCAAACAUGCUGUUUGGUGAUAAAUUGUGAUGCAAGUGACUGAAAGAAAAAAAGCGGACAAGUGCGAGUCGGACUCGAGGGUUCCGUACUUUAUAGUAUUAAUUUGUUGUUGUGCUAGUAUAAGUAUCCGGUUUCCGGACCCUUUCUGCUGAGAGUUUUAUUUCUCUGUCGCUCUUAGCUUAGCAGCAAGCGAUCAUCCAUUAAUUACGUCACACGACUUUCUAGGUUUUUUGACCCCUCCCCCCUCCUUGUCACACUUGGUCACAUUUUGCAAAUCCCUCCCCACCUGGUGUGACGUCACAUUUUAGGAAAUUUUGUUAACUCGGCAUUAUUUUUUUUUUAAAAAAAUAUUAUUGGUAAAAGAAAUAUUAGUAAUUUUAUAACACAAAACCAAUUAGGAACGAAAAUUACUUCCAAAAACUCAUUAUUUAAC
Molecule: messenger RNA, 1620 nt
Organism: Cydia splendana
Lineage: Eukaryota; Metazoa; Arthropoda; Insecta; Lepidoptera; Tortricidae
Product: beta-1,4-N-acetylgalactosaminyltransferase bre-4-like
Exons: 7
Coding region: 105-1217 (370 amino acids)
Biological process (GO): carbohydrate metabolic process
Cellular component (GO): Golgi apparatus
Molecular function (GO): galactosyltransferase activity
Source: RefSeq, a predicted model, not a curated record